AUGGGAGCAGGCCUGAACUAUAAUUUUGCUGUCAUAUCCACAGACACUGGCCAUAACAGCAUAUCAGCGAAUGGUACCUGGGCUUAUCACAAUGAAGGUGCUCAACUGGAUUGGGGCUACAGGGCCAUGCACGGCAGCGUCGUCUUGGGCAAGCAAUUGACAACCGCAUACUACUCCAACGACAUCCUCUACAGCUACUACAGUGGCUGCUCUACUGGUGGCAGUAAGUCUUGUUGUUCUCACUGA
Molecule: messenger RNA, 246 nt
Organism: Aureobasidium uvarum
Lineage: Eukaryota; Fungi; Ascomycota; Dothideomycetes; Dothideales; Saccotheciaceae
Source: the annotation of a GenBank genome assembly